AUUGUAUAUUUUGCAUUUUAGGAAAUUAGAUGGAGAAGAGAAAAGUGAAAGUUCAUUCGAAGUUUAAUACAGGAUAUAUGAGGUUUGAGUCGAGUUAUAAAACUAUGGCUAAUUGUUCGAUCGGGCAGAGAUAUGAAAGCCCAGAGAAAGGAAUUGCUAAGAUUAAUCAAUAUGAGUAUAAACAUAAUCCAGAUGUGCUGAGAUUUGCUAAAAUUGGUGCAAGUUUGGUUAGUACUCAAAAUUCUAAGUCUCAUGCUCCAAGUCCAGGUAGAAUGAUCAAUAAUUCUUCACAUUUUAAGUCAAGCUAUCAAGAAAUUUCAGAGUCACUUAACAAGAAGUUAGACGAAAUCAGGAGCAAUCCUAAUUCUCCAAAAGCAAAAUCUCCUAAGGAAAAUAAGCCAAUAUGGGCUCAACACAAGCCUCCUCAUAGGGCCAUGAGAGGGAAUUACGAUACUGAGUAUGACAAGUCUCUUGGAGAUUUAAAAGCGAAUAUGAAGAAAGGGCGCAAAUUAAGCCCCUUCAGGUACCAACUAAGACAUAGUGAGAUACAGACCUCCAAGAGACAAGUGAAUCCUUCCUUCUCCAUGCUGUAGAAUCCCUUGGGAAAUAAAAUUUAUACUUGGGAUUCAAUUUG
Messenger RNA from Moneuplotes crassus, 634 nucleotides. The record is from the annotation of a GenBank genome assembly. Lineage: Eukaryota; Ciliophora; Spirotrichea; Euplotida; Euplotidae.